Molecule: messenger RNA, 2021 nt
Organism: Hyalella azteca
Lineage: Eukaryota; Metazoa; Arthropoda; Malacostraca; Amphipoda; Hyalellidae
Exons: 5
Coding region: 792-1586 (264 amino acids)
Biological process (GO): protein insertion into mitochondrial inner membrane
Cellular component (GO): TIM22 mitochondrial import inner membrane insertion complex
Source: RefSeq, a predicted model, not a curated record
UAUAAAUUUAUUUUAUUUUAUUUUAUUAGAUUAUUAGAAGGACAAAGUUACGCAAUAGAACUAAUUGUUACCUAACUACGGGGUUCUAUUUAAUAGGGUUCUGCAUUUAAUUUACAUAGUUAUAAAUUAUAAAUGAAGACAAAUCCUCAAUUACUUCUAGGUCAUUAUUCCUCAUCCAUGGAAAUUCCUUCAGCAAAAUUCCAUUGCAAUAGAUUUUAUUCAUGUCGAUCUUGAAUUAAAACAGAAAAUAUUUCGUGAGCAAUAAACAUUUUUACAUGUUUAUUUUUUUAUUCUAUCGUUGCAUUCUCAAAAUCUGUGCAUAAUUUCUUGAUCUUGUGUCCGUAUAAUAAAAUAUUUACAUAUCUCUAGCGGCAAAAGAUAUCGGAAAUAUUGCUUCAAAAAUUCUCCGAAAGAUAACCAUUUUUAUUUUAUUUACGAACAAAAUGUUAAGGGACACGUUGAUGGUCGUCCGUUCCUCAGGACUGAGGAAUUUUUAUAAAUUUGACACUCAUUUUCGCGAUAAAAUGUUAUUUUUGUACGACUGAUAAAUGCUUGUCAUUGCAGGAGUGUUAGUCGUGCCUAAUCCAAUUGAAACAUUGUAGUAGUGGGAGGAAAUUUCCGUUUUGUUUCUAUAUCCAUAUAGUAUCCAUAUCCACAUAGCGUUCAUAGCCAUAUAGGUAGUGUCCGGUUCCAUAUAAUAUCCAUAUCCAUACAGUAUCCAUAUAGUUUCCAUAUAUCGUAUCUAUAUCCAUAAAGUAUCCAGUAAAAUAUCCCCUCCGGGUUGGGGAGGGAUGACAUCCCUGGGUGGGCGUGUGAGGAAGCUGCUCCCCAACAUGAGCAUCCCUGCGAGGCUCAAGGGGGGAAGACUGCAGCGGUGGGGCGAGUACUGGGUGCAGAUGGCCCGGGACUACAGGGAGGCCCUGACGACCAUCGCUGAGGACGCGAGGCAGCGGCCUCUUAAGGCCUCCCUCUACGCCUCCUUCGUGGCCGCCUGCGUGGUCCUCACGUGGGUCCACGUUUCGGGGUUUAACCCUCCAGGGGUUGAGGUUUUACUCGGGGUUGAACAUCCAUAUGGGUUGAAGUGGUAUCACUAUGUUCUGGUAAUUAACCCCUCUUCUGUUUCUUUAAUUUAUGAAGUAAUAAACCCCUUAGGGGUUCAGGGGUUAUCGGACACAACUAACCCCAGUGAGGAGGACCUGCGCUGCCGUGUAGUGGAGCACCGCAACGCCGCCGCCCUCCUGGGCGCCCCCAUCAGGAGCAGGGGCGUCGACGCCCGCAUGGGGCGCCUCGACGAGUGCUUCACCCGACACACCCUCAGGCGCUGGAACUUGGUGUUGUUCUCGCUGUACUGGGAGGACAACUACAACGCUGGCUGCGCGCUGUACAAAGCGACCACCCCGCACCUCAAGCCGCGCUACGCCACCUUCUUCAGCGAGCGCCUGCUCGACGUGGGCGCCCUGGGGCGCUUCUGGCUCCUCGAGCGCCUCGUCAGGGACUACGAUGUUAAUGAGGACGAGUGGGACGACCAGGGGCGUCAGAGGGACGAGUACAGACCUAAGAAUAAGGGCGCCAUGGGCAUGAUCUAACCAGGGUGGCAUGUCGUGGGCAUGAUCUAGCCAGGGUGGUAUGUCGUGGGCAUGAUCUAGCCAGGGUGGCAUGUCGUGGUCAUGAUUUAGCCAGGCUGGCCUAUCGUGGGCAUGAUCUAGCCAGGGUGGCAUGUCGUGGGCAUGAUCUAGCCAGGGUGGCAUGUCGUGGGCAUGAUCUAGCCAGGGUGGCAUGACGUGGGCAUGAUCUAGCCAGAGUGGCAUGACGUGGGCAUGAUCUAGCCAGAGUGGCAUGUCGUGGGCAUGAUCUAGCCAGGGUGGCAUGUCGUGGGCAUUAUCUAGCCAGGGUGGCAUGUCAUGGGCAUGAUCUAGCCAGGGUGGAAGUAUUACAUUUGUACGCAUGAAUUAGCUACUGUUAUCGAUUAUAGGUAACCUUUUUGGAUAAGAAAAGUCUCGUGAAAAUGUAACAUUUUUUUG